AUGGUACCGUUCAAUCCAGACAAAGACAUUCCGGACCUCUCAGGCAAGGUCAUCCUCGUGACCGGGGGGAAUGUUGGCCUGGGCAAGCAGACCAUCCUGCAGCUCAGCAAGCAUAACCCAGCACACAUCUUCCUCGCCGCGCGUACAGAGUCCAAGGCCCUGGCCGCAACUGAGGACAUACGCAAGGCCGUACCGGACGCGGCGCCCAUCACGUACCUCAACCUCGACCUCACGUCCUUUGAUAGCAUCAAAAAGGCUGCCAUGGAUUUCCACGCCCAGUCGCAGCAGCUCCACAUCCUCAUCAACAACGGUGGCAUCAUGGCCACACCGGCUGGUACCACCAAAGAGGGCUAUGAGAUCCAGUUCGGCACCAACCACGUCGGCCAUGCUCUCCUCACGAAGCUCCUCCUCCCCACCCUCAAGAAGACGGCCGCGGCUACCACCCCGCCCCAGGACGUCCGCAUCGUCAAUCUCUCCUCCUCCUUUGAGAAUAAAGCGCCCGCCACCAACAUCUACGAGUUCGACAAGCUCAUGACAGACAUGGCAUCCACCCCGACAUUCGUCCGCUAUGGCAUCUCAAAGAUCGCCAACAUUCACCACGCCCGCGCCCUCUCCCGCCGCCACCCCGAGAUCCGCUCAAUUGCCGUGCACCCAGGCGUCGUCAACACCAAUCUCACGAACGGCCCGGCUGCUAGUUGGCCUAUUAUGAGGCUCAUCCUACCCCUGGCUGGUUUUUUUUCUACCAACGUGUGGAACGGCACUAAGAAUCAGUUGUGGGCUGCUGUCAGUCCCGAUGCUAAGUCGGGCGAGUUCUACUAUCCCGUCGGUGUCACAGGCAAGGGGACUAAGCAGUCGGGCGAUAAGGCUCUUGAGGAGGCGCUCUGGGACUGGACCGAGAAGGAGCUCGAGGGUCAUGCGUGA
Messenger RNA from Fusarium falciforme, 921 nucleotides. Its product is annotated as Retinol dehydrogenase. NCBI's taxonomy places the organism in Eukaryota, Fungi, Ascomycota, Sordariomycetes, Hypocreales, Nectriaceae. The transcript has a single exon. Bases 1 to 921 code for a protein of 306 amino acids. The record is from RefSeq and is a predicted model, not a curated record.